Delphinapterus leucas (beluga whale) is the source of this 1642-nucleotide messenger RNA. The record is from RefSeq and is a predicted model, not a curated record. Lineage: Eukaryota; Metazoa; Chordata; Mammalia; Artiodactyla; Monodontidae.
AGGAACCCUGUGUUCUAUGGGCAGCAGCCAGAGAAGAAGGUGCAGGUGCCCUCAGGGCAGGAGAUAAAGCAGACCCCUGUUGUCCUGGCAACAAUUAAAGGUCCGGGGCCUGCUAAAUACCUCCGGCCAUCCUGCACGGGCUACGUAGACCAUGACGUCUCCAUGUUCCGGGAGCCGGCCUACACCCUACACACCCCACACUCGGAGAAGCGCAACUCUGGGCAUUUCCCAACUGGACCUCCUGAGGGAGCUUCGAAGGGACCUGUUGCAUCCAGCUGGAAGGGUCUCCCUUCUGUGUGGUCUUUGGCUGGGGCCCUUCCACUCUGGCUGCCAUGGGUUCAACUGCCAUAGCAGCUGGGCAGGAAUAGCUGGGAUCAUGGACAUAUGCAGCCCUGGGCCUUGCUAUUUCUUGGAUCCUAAAAUAACUCGGUUUGGAAUGUCCAGCUGCCCUCAGGUUCCCAUGGCAGAGCGCAUCUCUAACCUGCGCCUGAGCCCCACCCUGGCCUCCUGCCAUUACCACCUGGAGAAGACCCACCCGCCUGGGGAGCGCAGGGCUCCCAAGUACACCUUUGGCUACCGGUGCCCAUACAGAGUGAUGGACCCCAACCCGGGCCCCAACCAGUACCAGCUGCCACUCCUGCUGGGGCCCAACCUGCCCGCCAACAGAGCUGCUCCUUGCUACAGCCUGAGCCCCUUGCACAAGAACUGGUUCUACAAGGAGGAUGUGGCAGGAGGCCCUGGACCUGCCAUGCACGCCCGGCCUGAGCCGUCUGUCUACAAGAACCGCAGCCCCAUGUACAGCAUGGCCAGGCGCUUUGCCUACCCGCUGGACCACACACCUCGGCCCGGCCCCGGCUCCCAUGACAUCCAGCAGGUCACGGUGCACAAGUCCCGCAUGCCCGCUUUCACCAUGGGCAUCAAGCACUCGCCCCACCUGUGCCCACUGGUUGUUGACAUUCAUGACUGAGGCCCCUCCCGGUGCACUCACCGCCCCCCGUCCCCAGAAGUUAUGUUUCUAUACCAAAUCGAGCAACUUAGCAAGGUUUUAAGUAGCAGAGCUGAUGCCUGCUGUGUCCAGCACAUAGAAGGCAUUAGAUAAAUAUUUUCAUUUAUCCCUUCGUUUUGCAAACACUCACAGUGGCUUUCUUUGGGCCCUGAUGAGGGGCUGGGGAUACUGGCAGUGUAGUAGGAGUCCCUGUCUGGGGGAUGUUCUGCUGUGGCUCACCAGAUGUCCUCCAAGGAGCCCUGGGCAGAGGCGCCGGGGAGCUGAGUUCUAGGCCUACCUCUGCCACUAAUGUGCUCUGUGGACUUGUGCAGCUCCCUCACCUCUCUGGGCCUCUGUGAGGGGGGACGGUGGACCUGGAGGAUGUCCAAGUUCCCUCCAGCUUCCGAACUGUUUGAUUCUGAUCCCUGACGGUGGUCAGCCCCCAAGAGAGGAGCAGGGCAAGUGGAGCAGGAGGGAGGAGCCAUUCUGGCUGGGCUGGGGGGACAGGGCAGUUUUCCUGCGGGAAGAACCCAAGAGGACAAGCAGAGACAGUGUGUAGGAGGGAGGGUAUUCUUGGUGGAGGUAUAGAUGAGAGGGAAGGUGUGCAGGUGGGACCGAAGUGUACAGGGGCAGGGAACCGGGGGAGGCUCAGAGGGC